Molecule: messenger RNA, 5064 nt
Organism: Sphaeramia orbicularis (orbiculate cardinalfish)
Lineage: Eukaryota; Metazoa; Chordata; Actinopteri; Kurtiformes; Apogonidae
Product: gastrula zinc finger protein XlCGF57.1-like
Exons: 5
Coding region: 252-1751 (499 amino acids)
Biological process (GO): regulation of transcription by RNA polymerase II; embryo development
Cellular component (GO): nucleus
Molecular function (GO): RNA polymerase II cis-regulatory region sequence-specific DNA binding; DNA-binding transcription factor activity, RNA polymerase II-specific
Source: RefSeq, a predicted model, not a curated record
CAGGCAGGUGGCGACAGGGAACAAUCCUGUGUCAUUCGGUGACAAGAGUGAAAUAAAUUCACAAAACCUGCUCUUUUGGACCCUCUCUACAUGUGGAUAAACCCUCCUGAGUGGGCUGGAUGUACCGUGGACACUCCUCGGGUGUGACACGGCUGUUUUAUUGUAUCAGCCCAAUGAUGCUAAUGUUAGCUUAGCUUAGCUCGUGGGCAGCUGUGGAAACUGUGGACAGAAGUUAGUGUCGCGGUGUGAAAAUGUCCAAAGUCCAAAUACUGAGAGCGUUUCUGAAGCAGAGAGUAACAGUGGAUGCUGAGGGGAUACCUGAGGUGUUUGUCAGGAGGAUUUCAGAGUGUGAGGAGGAGCUUUGUCGAUUAAAAGAGGAACAUGAGCGACAACAGAAACUCCUGGAGGCAGUUUUCAACCCAGAGGUCCAGUUCCAAACACCAGAUGUCCAACUUUUAAGUAAAGAGCAUCAGGGAUGGAGCCCCAGUCUGGACCAGGACGACCCCAGACCCCUAUACAUCAAAGAGGACCAGGAGGAACUGUGGGCCAGUGAGGUGGACCAGGGCCUGAUGCUGAAGACGCUGGUGAAGCAGAGUCGACCGGCAGCGGCUGAACACAUCUGUGAGCUGUUUGACAGAACCAUCGCUGAGUACAAGCAGCAAAUCUGUCGUUCAGCAAACGAGAACAAACGGCAGCAGAAGCUACUGGACACUGUUUUCAAACCCAAAGUCCUGUUACACAGAGCAGGGUGUCCUGUGGACGUCCAGCGGCUGGCAGGGAACAGCAAACCCAGUAAAGGCGUUUGUUUUCAGCAGCAGGGGUGGAACAAUGCUCUUGUCCAGGAGAACCCAGAGUCCCGCCCCAUUAAAGAAGAACAAGAGGAAGUGAUGAUCAAGCAGGAGGACGAGGCUGAGACCCCCUACACUAUUGUUCCUGUAAAGAGUGAAGAGGACGAAGAGAAACCUCCGUCAUCAGACUUCCAUCAGAGACGGACUGAGGACAGAACAGAUGGAUCUGAGCUCUAUAGAGGAUCAGAACCAGAUCGGAGCUUAGAUCCACGUCCACGUUUCCAAAUGGACCCCGAUGACAAGACCACAGACUCCUCUGACACUGAGGACAGCGAUGAACCAGAGUCAGGCUUCUAUCAUCACACAGGAGGAAAACCGUUCAGAUGUGCAGUUUGUCAAAAACGAUUCAGGUAUAAAAAUAACGUCAAGAGACACAUGACGACUCACACAGGGGAGAAACCCUUUACCUGCUCCAUUUGUGGCACAAAAUUUGCCCGGAAGUCCCACUUAUAUGAUCAUCACACGGCGCGUCACACUGGAGUAAAGCCUUUCACAUGUUCACUCUGUAGGAAACAGUUUGGAUGUGCAAAUAAUUACAAGAAACACAUGCGGAGACAUACGCAGGAGAAACGGCCACCCUCGUACGUGAGCGCUGAAGGACGUCCAAUGAAACACAACUGCUCUGAAUGUGGGAGAACCUUUGGCUCAGGGUCUAUUCUGAAGAGACACCUCAAAGUCCACACCGGAGAGAAGCCCUUCAGAUGUUCAGUGUGUGGACAGAGCUUUGCCAGGAACGCACACCUGAUCAAUCACAUGAUCCGACACACAGGAGAAAAACCAUACAGCUGCUCAGUUUGUAAGAAGACAUUUACACGCAAAGAUUAUGUUAAAGUCCACAUGAAAGUCCACACCAGGGAGGAAAAGGGGACAGAAACACUGGCUGAGGAGAAUAAACCCUUCUGAUGAGGAGAUUAAACCCAGGAUGGGGUACGUGAACGCUCUGGUCCAUCAGUAUGUGGACGGUGGAUCUGAAAUGAAACACACAGGAUGGGAUUGAAACAUGGACCUUCCACAUGGACCACCAGUCAAGAAUGUGCCUCAGACAUCCAGCAGAUGUCAGUGACUAAAGAAGAUGAUCCCCCUGAGCCGCAGGAGUGGAGCCCUGUUGUGGACCAGGAGGACCCAGAGCCCCCGAGUAUUAAACAGGAGGAGGAACAGGAAGAACUGUGGACCGGUCAGGAGGGAGAGCCGCUUCAGUGGCAGAUGACACUGUUACCAGGUACAGGCUUUAUGGACUUUAAAUUAAAGGAGUGUCCUACAGACGUCCAACAGCUGGUGGUUGAUGAAGAAGUCGGUCCCUCUGAGAAGCAGGAGUGGAGCCCCAGUCUGGACCAAAAGGCAGAUCUAGGAGACUACGGAAGAUCAGACGCAACCAUGAAGGUAGUUCCCAUAAAGGACUCAAACGGUCAAACUGCCCAGAACUCAAGUCCAUUUCCCAAACACGCAAAAAUCUUUGGCAACAACACUUCUCUGGAGAGACACAUAGACACUCAUACCGGAGAUGGACUGGUGGGACCUUCAGCGUAUGGGACAGGAUUUUCUCAAGAAAUACAUUCAGUUCAUCACAUUCUACAUCCUGCUUCCUGUGUCGGUGAGAUGAAUGUCACCAGCCCUCACAGGCACAUAAUGAAUAAUAACAAUGACUUCCCUAUAAGUGAUACAGGAUGUAGCACAAGACUACAUCAGUGCACAGAGUGCGGAAAAACAUUUGACUGGAAAUCACACUUGAUGAUACACAUGAGAGUUCACACUGGGGAGAAACCAUUUGACUGUUCAAUGUGUGGGAAAAGAUUUGCUCAUAAAUCAAAUUUAAUCACUCAUAUGUCACAACACGCUGCCUGUAUUAACGAAACGGAAGGCAAUAGUGACGGGAACUAUGGUUUAAGUGAUGUAGGACGCAAGAUCAAACAGUUUCACUGCAUGUACUGUGACAAGUGUUUUUACUGGAAGUCCCACUUGGAGAUCCACAUGAGAGUCCACACUGGAGAGAAACCCUUUGGUUGCUCAGAAUGCGGUAAAAGAUUUGCUCAUAAGUCAAAUUUAAUCACUCACCUGACACGUCACACAGGAGAUCAGUCUAUGGGCUGCUCAGCUGGUCAGAGACACUUUAGGCGGAAAAAUAUGUUGUUAGGAAACAUAAAGAUUGUUACGAGGGAGGACGUCCACAGUCACACCAUCAGGAGUUUAGAAGCAGAAAGACUUGAACCAACAGGUCUAGACCAAUCCAACAACUCUGAUGAGGAGUCCAUCUGAGCUGAAGUUUAAUGCCUUCUCUCUAAUGCAAGGGUAUCGAACUCAUUUUAGUUCAGGGCCAAAUACAGCCCACUUUGAUCUGAAGCAGGUCAGACCAGUACAACAAUAGCUGAUAAAUAAUGCAACAUGAUAUCAUGACUCACAUAAAUAUACAACCCACUUUUAAUUGGUGUAUCUUUACGCAUUAUAAGCUUUCCACGUGUAUGUUCAUGCUGUUAUUAGCCCCCUGGCCAACCUGAAUCAAUGUGUCAAACACCACGCACUGACUGACUGGGUUAUGUGAACUGGAGAUCUUGGCAUACACUGACACACGAUCAAAUGGCGCUGAAUAACACGCGAAAGGUCAAAAAUGUGUAGGUAAAUGCCGUAAGAACUGGUGUGACAUACGCCAUUCAUUUAGAUCAGGUUGAAUAAUGAGAACUAAUUUUUUCUCUUUUGUACAAAAAAGUAAACUAUCAACAAACUAUCCUUUCACAAUCAAUGUGACUAUCCUGAACCUGGAAUGGGUUCUAUGCACAGCCCUAGUACGUCCUGAACUUCAGGUGGGUCCUUUAUUUUCUGUCUUUCAUUAUUGGACACACUGAUUAAUCCAUGUGUGUCUAAUCAAUCAGUUGUCCCAAUAAGUAGCAGACUCACCUGGAACAAUCAGUGUGUCCAGUAAUGAAAGACAGGAAAUAAAGGACCCACCUGAAGUUCAGGAAGUUGUGGCGUUGUGCAUAGAGCCCAUUUCCUAAAGAAAAAAGUGCAAUUUAACAAUAUGAUGUCUUAAUUUAUCAUUCAUACAUGUGGAUUACAGAUUACAACAGAUCCACAAAAGACAGGCAUAAAAGACAGGCAUAAUAUUGAUUAAAUGUUAGAGUUUGGAACUUGGAGUUGUCAUUUUUUUAUAGGUUGCUCACUUAUUAUUUUACUGGUCUGACCCACUUGAGAUCAAAUUGGGCUGUAUGUGGCCCCUGAACUAAAGCCUGUUUGAUACCCUUCACCAUCAGUGUCAUUUUUACAUUUGCAAAUUCAUCCUGUGUGUGAGACUGGGACCUUUGGUGGGCUGGUUUUUGUCCCCAGGUGUGAAUAGGUAAUUAUGUGUAGGAUCAGACUGAGUUUCCAUACUUUUAUGUCUGCAAAUCUAUGGAAAAAAAAAAAAAAACAUACCACUGAUCAGUUUGUCCUGCAAAUGAUAGACCUUUUGUCCACACCCCCACCCCCAUUUAGCUUUGCAUGUUCCCUUUGCAUUUAGCAAAAUGCAAGUCAGGUGGACAUUUCUACAGUGGGUAUAAAUGGAAUGAUUCAUUUGGUAUCCCUGACUAAAAAAAAACAAAAAUUAAAUCUAUAUACCCAUUUGUUAUGUUUGGAUUUAGCUCCAGGUAGAAAUUCACAAUCAACAAAUAAUGAUUCAGACUCGUUUACAUUUAAGGUUCAAUGAAAAUGAUUGUAGAAUUAUAUUCAAAGAAUGAAAAACAUUGAUAUUUCUGUAAGUGGUGUGUUGUGUAAUAACUUUUAGCUGUACUUAGUGUGUUAAAAAAAAAUUUGAAAUUGAAGAUAAAUUAAUGCCUAAACUCAAAGAAUUCCUGUAACCCCUUAAUUAUUGACCUUAACAUUCCAUGUAGUUUUCAUACUAUUUAUGAAGUGAUGUGUUGUCUGUAUUAGCCAUUUUAGUUUGUUUUUUUUUACAGUUGAUAAUCUGUCAUAACUAAACAUUCAAGCCAUCCAAACCUCAGUACAACUACAGAAAAUCAACUGAAUGUACAUUUUAUUUGUGUUUUAUCACUCACCUCCUUCAUCUUUUAUUCUGUCUUCACUGUGAUUAACUGCUGCUCCUGCGGAAGAUAUUUGACAAAGAAUUAGAGAUAAGCCAACAAACGCUACUGGACAUUUGUUUCACAUCCUGUUACAUGAACACGUAUCUUUUCUAUGUAUUUUCUUAGGUUUGUCAUUUUGAAAAAUUUAAUAAAUGUUCAAAACAGAA